Molecule: messenger RNA, 1017 nt
Organism: Colletotrichum graminicola M1.001
Lineage: Eukaryota; Fungi; Ascomycota; Sordariomycetes; Glomerellales; Glomerellaceae
Product: kelch domain-containing protein
Exons: 1
Coding region: 1-1017 (338 amino acids)
Molecular function (GO): protein binding
Source: RefSeq, a predicted model, not a curated record
AUGAACACCAAAUUUUUAACACCACUCUUACCGCUCUUGUUUCUAUCCCGACAUGUUCUCUCCCUACCAUCCAAUUCUGACUCUUGGCACUUACUACCUCCCAUUCCACUCGGCCCUCAGCAGGAAGAGAGCGUUGCUGCGAUCGGCGGCGACAUUUAUAUUGUCGGCGGCAUCAACCUUGUCCCUCCCAACGCCACAACCAUACCCUCUGUGAGCUACAUGCAAGUCUACUCAACAACCACCAACACUUGGCGCCGGGUCGCCGACAUCCCCAUGGCUGUCAACCACGCCAACAUGGCUUCCCUCAACGGGAAGCUCUACGUCCUCGGCGCCAUCGCCGGCUCCGGCGUUAACUACCCCAUCGCCAACAGCUUCGCCUACACCCCAGCCACAGACACAUGGGAUGCCCUGCCCCCCAUGCCCGCAGGCACCGAGCGCGGCGCCGCGGGGGUGGGCGUCUGGGGUGACAACAUCGUCAUCGCGGGUGGGCUGAACUACACCGACUUCCUCAACGGGGCGCAGACGACGGUGCCGUGGACGUCCAUGUUCAACACUCGCACGCUGCAGUGGGAUACGGCAUUCCCCGACCUGCCCGACGGAGGCCGCGACCACUGCGGAGGGGUCGUGCUUGGCGACACGUUCUACGUGGUGGGCGGACGCGUCAGCGGCGAAAGAAACGUCCGCGGGACGGUGUGGGCUAUGGACCUGGGAAACGCGACCCGGACGUGGGUGGAGAUGGAGGGUAAGAUGCCCACGCCGAGGGGAUCACACUCCACGGCGUUGGUUGACGGCAAAAUUUAUACCUUUGGGGGAGAGGGGAAUCCGGUCGGGAACGGCAUAUUUAAUAACGUCGAGGUUUACGAUGUAAAGGCUGAUAGCUGGGAGGUUCUGGCGCCCAUGCCAGAACCGCGCCACGGCACUGCCGCUGCUGUUGUAGACGGUCGUGUAUAUAUACCUGGGGGGGCCUACAAAGGGGGAGCAGGUGCCGUAGACUCAAACCAGAUGUUUAUUCCUUAA